GCUCUCGGCGGGUUGUAUGAACGUUCUAUGCGCGCUCCGGGCGGGGGCGGAGUCGGAAGCGGAAGCGGCGGCUGGGCCUGAGCUGAGGACACGGGGAGACCCAUGGCGGAUCCGGCGCCCCCCGCGGCCGAGCUGGCCCUGCGGCGCCGCCUGCCCCCCCGCCUGCCGCGGCGCCCGGGCGACGUCUACGUCAACAUGCAGACGGAUUUCAAGGCGCAGCUGAGCCGGUGUCAGAAGCUGCUGGGCCCCGGCGGCGGCUGUGCCGAGAUCUGCAUCCACGGGCUGGGCCUGGCCAUCAACCGGGCCAUCAACAUCGCCCUGCAGCUCCAGGCGGGCGGCGCCGGCGCCCUGCGGCUGGCCGCCAACACCUCCACCGUGCCGCUGGCCGACGGGCUGGAGCCCCAGGGCGACGAGGACGGGCGCCCGCCCCUCGCCCGGGCCCGCAACAACUCUGCCAUCCACAUCCGGGUGUGCCGGGCUGUGCCCCCGCCCUGAGGGCGGGGGCGGGCCCCCCCGGCGCGGAGCUUGGCCCCGGACACCCCUGUCCCGGCGCGGAGCCGGUCCCCGAGCACGGAGCGAGUCCCUGGACCCUAGCCCCCUGGCACGGAGCCUGGCCCCGGACACCCCUGGCCCCGGACACCCCUGUCCCGGCGCGGAGCCAGUCCCCAAGCACGGAGCCAGUCCCUGGACCCUAGCCCCCUGGCACGGAGCCUGGCCCCGGACACCCCUGUCCCGGCGCGGAGCCGGUCCCCGAGCACGGAGCCAGUCCCUGGACCCUAGCCCCCUGGCACGGAGCCUGGCCGCGGACACCCCUGUCCCGGCACGGAGCCGGUCCCCGAGCACGGAGCCAGUCCCUGGGCCCUAGCCCCCUGGCACGGAGCCUGCUUUGGCACCCCAGGACAGAGCCGUGGCACGUAGACUGCCCCGGAGCCUGCCCCCACUGGAAGGGAGCCGACCCCCCGAUCCCCUCCACUGGCACAGAGCCACCCCCAAGCACACCUGUCUGGCUAUGUUUAUAAGGGGGGGGGCUUGACCUUUAACCCCUUUCUGGACCACUGCCCACCCAUCCGCUCCUCUCCUCCCCACACCCAGCGAAGACUGAACACCUCCCCGAAUUGGACGCUGGAGCCCGAGGGGAUGCAGAUAGGGGGGUGGGAUUCUGACUUUGGGGUGAUGGGGGGGCUGGGGAAAGGGACCCCCCCAUCCUUGCCAGGACCUGGCUCAUGGCCUCCAUCUGUUGGAUUAAACAAUAAAAGUGACCAGUGACUUGGUCAGCAUGGACUUGC
Molecule: messenger RNA, 1286 nt
Organism: Malaclemys terrapin pileata
Lineage: Eukaryota; Metazoa; Chordata; Testudines; Emydidae
Gene: POP7
Product: POP7 homolog, ribonuclease P/MRP subunit
Exons: 2
Coding region: 103-495 (130 amino acids)
Biological process (GO): tRNA 5'-leader removal
Cellular component (GO): nucleus; ribonuclease MRP complex; nucleolar ribonuclease P complex
Molecular function (GO): nucleic acid binding
Source: RefSeq, a predicted model, not a curated record